Messenger RNA from Ilex paraguariensis (yerba mate), 315 nucleotides. NCBI's taxonomy places the organism in Eukaryota, Viridiplantae, Streptophyta, Magnoliopsida, Aquifoliales, Aquifoliaceae. The record is from the annotation of a GenBank genome assembly.
AUGAGCGGAGAAGAAGGGAAGAGCAGAGGCGUCGCGGCCACCGGCGGAGCCAGUGAGCCACAGGCGGUACCGCCGGAGUAUUACUACGGGACUUUUCAAGGUGUGGCCAACUAUCAACAACAACCUCCACCACCUCAGCCGGUCAUCGGUUUCCCUCAGCCCACGCCACCGUCGGGUCUCCACGGCAAUCCUCCUCAUUACUAUUCCCAUGGUUAUCAAACCGUUCCAGGGUAUGCUAUUUCUGAAGGGGGAAUUAUACUUGUACGAGAGCAUAGGCUUCCUUGUUGUGGCAUUGGGAUUGGCUGGUUAUUGUAA